Molecule: messenger RNA, 1257 nt
Organism: Aspergillus eucalypticola CBS 122712
Lineage: Eukaryota; Fungi; Ascomycota; Eurotiomycetes; Eurotiales; Aspergillaceae
Product: short-chain dehydrogenase
Exons: 4
Coding region: 1-975 (324 amino acids)
Source: RefSeq, a predicted model, not a curated record
AUGUCUUCAUAUUCUUCUCAAACUUCAGCAGAACAGGUAGCACAGGAUUGCCAUAAUGCCAUUGCCAACAAGACUGUGCUCGUGACUGGCGUUAGCCCAGGUGGUCUUGGUGCCGAGUUUGCAAAGGUUAUUGCCAUUCACGGCCCUUCCCUCCUUAUUCUUGCUAGCCGCGAUAUGGCCAAAGCUCAGCAGACAGCCCAGGAGAUCGCAGACAUUGCGCCAAGAAUACCCACCCGUCUCCUUGAACUAGAUCUGCACUCUCAGGCCCAAGUCCGAAUCGCCGCUAAGGAAGUUCUGGCAUACAAGGAGGAUAUAGAUGUUCUGGUCAACAACGCUGGUGUCAUGGCAUCACCGUUCUCGCUAACGGAUGAUGGGAUCGAGAGUCAAUUUGCCACCAAUCACGUUGGGCAUUUUCUCUUCACCAAUCUGAUCAUGGAAAAGCUAGUACGUCCUGGAAAGCCUUGCCGAGUUGUGAAUGUGUCUAGCAACGGCCACCUGCUGAGCUCAGUCAGGUUCCAUGACUGGAAUUUUGACGAAGGCGAAAACUAUGACCCCUGGCUAGCCUAUGGCCAAAGCAAGUCGGCCAACAUGCUCUUCUCUAUGUCUCUAGCACAAAAGCUGGGGAGCAAAGGCCUGACCUCAGUCAGCCUACAUCCUGGUACUAUUGAGACGAAUCUGGCGAGAGGAGACUGGGAUGAGAUGUAUAAAUCACUCGCGAAAUGGUUCACAGUGCUCGGGUACUUCCGGAGUGGGCAAAGAGAGAUAACCUGGAAGUCUAUGUCGCAAGGUGUGGCGACGCAUGUAUUUGCCGCAUUUCAUUCAUCUAUCUCCGCCGAUGAGAAUAAUGGAGGCUUUGUUCAAGACUGUGCAGUAGUUAAGCCAGAGGAGGUGCGCAGCUGGGCCCGGGAUGAGAUCGAGGCAGAACGACUGUGGAAGCUGACUGAAGAUAUCGUUGGUGAAACUUUUGAGUAUUGAAAAUGGUAAAUGUGGUACAUGAUAAGGUAGCAGAGUUGAUGUAUUGGGUUGAACAUGCACUUUCUCUGGUGCUGAUACUCCUUCGGUAUUUUGCUGUGCCUUUCCUUGAUAGCAUCAACUUGUGAUCAUUGCCUGAAAACCCCUGUCUUGUAGAUACUUAGUAACGUGUAAUCCAUGUUGCUAGCAUAGCAUUCGCCGUCAGUUGACGUCCGACUUGGCCUGCCCAAAGAUAAUAAUGUAAGAGUGCUUGAUGAGCUUGGUGCUAAAGAACGCAAGUGAAAG